Neodiprion virginianus is the source of this 2023-nucleotide messenger RNA. RefSeq names its product tyrosine-protein kinase receptor torso-like. Gene Ontology annotation, biological process: protein phosphorylation; positive regulation of kinase activity; multicellular organism development. The transcript has 5 exons. Gene Ontology annotation, cellular component: signaling receptor complex. NCBI's taxonomy places the organism in Eukaryota, Metazoa, Arthropoda, Insecta, Hymenoptera, Diprionidae. The record is from RefSeq and is a predicted model, not a curated record. Gene Ontology annotation, molecular function: ATP binding; transmembrane receptor protein tyrosine kinase activity. Bases 1 to 864 code for a protein of 287 amino acids.
AUGAUAAUGAGGAAAUACUAUCCAAUGAGCUAUGGAGCGCGUGUCCCUAAAGUCGAGUUUCACCAGGUGGUGGACCUUGAGCGCAGAAGCUACAGAGCGCUCGUCCCGGAAGUCAAGUUUCACCAGAAAAUUCGUAGAAAACAAGGAUUACCAUUCAACUAUUACAUUCCAAGCGUUUUCUCGCCAACAGACAUUCUUUGCGACUCUGACACGGUGACAGUGACAGACCUGCUGAACUUUGGCCGACAGAAAGCGACGGGAAUGGAGUUCCUAUCAUCGAACAGAGUGGUUCACAGAGACCUGGCAGCCCGGAACGUCCUCGUAUGCGACGACAAAACCGUCAAGAUAUCGGACUUCGGGCUGAGCCGAGACAUCUAUCAGGAGAACGUUUACAAGAAACAGGGAAACGGACGACUUCCGGUGAAGUGGAUGGCCAUCGAGGCGCUCACUCACCAGGUCUACAGCACCCACAGCGACGUAUGGUCCUUCGGCAUUCUCCUCUGGGAGAUAGUCACUCUGGGCUGCAGUCCGUAUCCGGGAAUACCGACGAACAAGGUGCUGACCAAACUGCGAACGGGGUACAGAAUGGAACGACCCGCCAACUGCAGCGUCGCACUGUACAACGUGAUGCUGUCCUGCUGGCAAACGAAGCCCAAAGAUCGACCGACCUUCACAGCCCUGCGACAAGAGCUCGACAAACUGCUCAGCGUAGCUGCGGAAAAUGAGUACCUUGAUCUCAACGAUGUAUCAAGAGGGACGCCGCCUGACGACACGAUAUUAAAAAUUCCUAAUUCGUGUUCCGCUUAUUCUGAACACCAGCAGAGAUACGUCAACGAGUUUGAGCCGAAAAUCGUUAAAGAAUGAACCUCUGUUGCGGUAAAUUCGAGAUCGAGAAAUUAGCUCAAGGCUGGAACCGAGACUCUUGGACCUAUGAAGGUUCAGUCGAAGAUAGGAAUUAGAGCGUGGAUACUCUGUAAGCUUUGACGAAACGACGCGGUCGAUAUCAGAGAUAGUACAAUUACAAUACAGGCAAGCUUCACGAACCGUCAAUUUUAUACGGGGAAGAAUCCGCUCGCACGUUGCGUUCUAGGAAUUGGUAAAAGUUGGGAGUGCGAUUGACCCGCCGCCGUUGUGUAAUGCUUGAAACUGAUUUUUGAGAAGCUGGGUGAUACCGUCGUUGUCUGUUAUUUAAUGACAGUUUGUGAGAAUACGUGAAAAAUAGACAGUGUAUUUAGAUUUUAUACGGUUUUCGAUACUGCCUUGAUACGACUUUUAUUGACUUAUUUUUUGUUUCUACUUUCCUGAUUUUCAAAUAGUAUUACGAAGCUUGAAUAACGUUAGCACAAAGAACAAAUAUUACAAAAUCGAGUAGUACAGUUCAAGUUCGUUUUUACUUUUUGACUAUCGUGAAAAUUAACGAAGGAGCAUUCGGGAGACACGUUGAAUAGCGCGGUUCUCAUCUGCACGAUGUUGCGAUCAUGUGAAAUUCAAAAAAUGACGUCUACUGUCGCGUUUGUGAAAAUUUCACUGAACUUUUUUGUUCUCCUCUCGUUCACGCCUCUGGUCCUGGUUGAAUUUCGUCUUGAAUAGGAAAAAUGAAAAAUUUGUGAGUCACAAACCAGAUUUCUAUGAUUUCCCAAGCGUGCGUGAAGGAAGAUUUUAGGCAUCAUUACUUGAAAACACAGAUGAAACGUAGAGAGAGCUAAUCCUUCAAGUCUUCAAUUUUGUUUCAUAGAAAAUUGUGAACAAAUUGCUCACAUUGGUCACAAUGCUCCUAGAUUACUUUAGAAAUGCUCGUAAAAAAUAUCAUGUACAGAUAAUAUUAUAACAACGUGUUGUAACCUAAGAGAGUAAAUGUUUUACUACACGCAAAGCAAACGUUUGCGCACGUAACAUAGCGAAAAAUCAAAAUUUUUCUGCAUACGUUGAUUAAUAAAUAAGUACCACAAAAUACGGACGUGAUACGGUAUUUGUCGUCCUCUUCCUGUGUGUUUCACCCGCGAGAUGGUCGCUCAUGGAGACG